Haplochromis burtoni (Burton's mouthbrooder) is the source of this 3362-nucleotide messenger RNA. RefSeq names its product sodium/potassium-transporting ATPase subunit alpha-1. Gene Ontology annotation, biological process: potassium ion import across plasma membrane; sodium ion export across plasma membrane; intracellular potassium ion homeostasis. The transcript is spliced from 23 exons. NCBI's taxonomy places the organism in Eukaryota, Metazoa, Chordata, Actinopteri, Cichliformes, Cichlidae. The coding region runs from base 129 to 3197 and encodes 1022 amino acids. Gene Ontology annotation, cellular component: membrane. The record is from RefSeq and is a predicted model, not a curated record. Gene Ontology annotation, molecular function: ATP binding; ATP hydrolysis activity; P-type sodium:potassium-exchanging transporter activity.
UGCUCAUCCCUUGUCCUCUAACCACCAUUCCCCUAAGCUCCUCCUAUCCAGGUAUAAAGGUAGGCUAAAAUGAGUAACCAAUAGUCUCUGCUCUGGGCAGACUGAAGGAUAGAGACUGCACUGCGACCAUGGGAUCGAAACGAAUGAAUGAUGACUACAAACUGGCGAACACCUCAGAAAAUGACGACAAAACAACCAAGAAGGGUCAAAAAUCCAAGGAUACGGAGGACCUGAAAAAAGAAGUUGAUCUGGAUGACCACAAAUUAAGCUUUGAUGAACUUCACAGAAAAUAUGGAACUGACCUGACAAGGGGUCUUUCUUCAUCCAAAGCAAAAGAGAUCCUGGCCCGAGAUGGCCCCAACGCCCUCACACCUCCUCCCACAACACCCGAGUGGGUCAAGUUCUGCAAACAGCUGUUUGGUGGUUUCUGCAUGCUGCUGUGGAUUGGUGCAUUCCUCUGCUUCUUGGCUUACGCUAUCCAGGUUGCCUCAGAGGAGAACCCUGGAAAUGAUAAUUUGUACCUAGGGGUUGUGCUUUCUGCUGUGGUCAUGAUCACGGCUUGCUUCUCCUACUACCAAGAGGCCAAGAGCUCCAGGAUUAUGGAUUCCUUUAAGAACAUGGUCCCACAGCAAGCCCUGGUUAUCCGUGACGGAGAGAAGAAAAGCAUCAACACCGAGGAGGUGGUGCUUGGAGAUUUAGUGGAGGUGAAAGGCGGAGACAGGAUCCCUGCUGAUCUGAGAAUCAUAUCUGCUCACGGCUGCAAGGUGGACAACUCCUCCCUGACUGGUGAAUCAGAGCCCCAGACUCGUUCUCCAGAUUUCUCCCAUGAAAACCCACUGGAAACCAGGAACAUUGCUUUCUUCUCCACUAACUGUGUUGAAGGCACAGCCAGAGGAAUCGUCAUCAACACUGGAGAUAAUACUAUCAUGGGCCGUAUCGCCACCCUUACUUCCAGUCUUGAAGCUGGAAAAACUCCCAUUGCCAUUGAGAUCGAACAUUUUAUCCACAUCAUCACUGGAGUGGCCGUCUUCCUGGGUCUUACUUUCUUCAUCCUCUCCGUCAUCCUCGGAUACAGCUGGCUAGAUGGUGUUAUCUUCCUCAUUGGUAUCAUUGUUGCCAACGUCCCAGAAGGUCUCUUGGCUACUGUCACUGUGUGUCUGACUCUGACUGCUAAGCGUAUGGCCAAGAAGAACUGCCUGGUGAAGAACCUAGAGGCUGUCGAGACGCUGGGCUCCACCUCCACCAUUUGCUCUGACAAGACCGGCACCCUGACCCAGAACAGAAUGACCGUGGCUCACAUGUGGUUUGACAACCAGAUCCAUGAGGCCGACACCACUGAGAACCAGAGUGGUGUCGCUUUUCAAAAGAGCUCUCCCACCUGGACUGCUCUGUCCAGAAUCGCCGGACUCUGCAACCGUGCCGUCUUCCUGGCUGGCCAAAACGAUGUUCCCAUUCUGAAGAGAAAUAUCGCUGGUGAUGCCUCAGAAGCUGCUUUGCUGAAGUGUAUCGAGCUGUGCUGUGGAUCUGUUAGUGAAAUGAGAGAAAAAUACCCCAAAAUUGCUGAGAUUCCCUUUAAUUCCACAAACAAAUACCAGCUCUCUAUUCAUAAGAACACAACCCCCGGAGAAACCAAGCAUCUGCUGGUGAUGAAAGGAGCUCCAGAGAGGAUUUUGGAUCGCUGCACCACCAUCAUGCUUGACGGCAAAGAGCAGCCUCUGGACGACGAACUAAAAGAUGCCUUCAAUAGCGCCUAUCUUGAGUUGGGAGGUCUUGGAGAGAGAGUUUUGGGUUUCUGCCACUAUCACUUGCCUGAUGACCAGUUCAAAGAAGGCUUUGCUUUUGACACUGAUGAUGUGAACUUCCCCACUGAGAACCUGUGCUUUACUGGCCUCAUGUCCAUGAUUGACCCUCCUCGUGCUGCUGUGCCCGAUGCUGUUGGUAAAUGCAGGAGUGCUGGAAUCAAGGUCAUCAUGAUCACAGGUGACCAUCCAAUUACAGCCAAGGCUAUUGCUAGAGGUGUGGGUAUCAUCUCAGAAGGCAAUGAGACUGUUGAAGACAUUGCUGCCCGCUUGAAUGUUCCAGUUUCAGAGGUCAACCCUAGGGAUGCUAAGGCCUGUGUCAUCCAUGGUGGGGAGCUUAAAGACAUGACCCCAGAGGAGAUUGACGAUGUGUUGAGGAACCACACUGAAAUUGUAUUUGCCAGGACCUCCCCUCAACAGAAACUGAUCAUUGUGGAAGGAUGCCAGAGACAGGGAGCCAUUGUGGCCGUGACAGGUGAUGGUGUGAACGACUCUCCAGCUCUGAAGAAAGCUGACAUCGGUGUUGCCAUGGGCAUUGCUGGAUCUGAUGUCUCCAAACAGGCUGCUGACAUGAUCCUGCUGGACGAUAACUUUGCCUCCAUUUUAACUGGAGUGGAAGAAGGCCGUCUGAUCUUUGACAACUUGAAGAAGUCUAUUGCCUACACUCUGACCAGUAAAAUCCCUGAGAUGUCACCCUUCCUCCUCUUUGUGAUCGCCAACAUCCCUCUGCCCCUGGGAACCGUCACCAUCCUCUGUAUUGAUCUGGGAACUGAUUUGGUCCCUGCAAUUUCUUUGGCUUAUGAACAAGCUGAGAGUGACAUCAUGAAGAGACAGCCCAGAAAUGCAUCAGACAGGCUGGUGAACGAGAGACUCAUCAGUAUGGCUUAUGGACAGAUUGGCAUGAUACAGGCCUCAGCUGGCUUCUUCACAUAUUUUGUCGUCCUGGCUGAAAAUGGUUUUUUGCCCUUGGAUCUCAUGGGACUUAGAAUCUUCUGGGAUAACAGAUUUCUAAAUGACCUAGAAGACAGCUAUGGGCAGGAGUGGACAUAUGAGAGCAGAAAGAUCUUGGAGUUCACCUGCCACACAGCCUUCUUCUCCAGUAUUGUGAUUGUCCAGGUGGCUGAUCUGCUCAUCUGUAAAACAAGGAGGAACUCUAUUUUGCAGCAAGGAAUGAAGAACAAUGUCCUUAUCUUUGGGAUGUUUGAGGAGCUGGCUCUUGCUGUGUUCCUGUCAUACUGCCCAGGCAUGGACAUUGCCCUGAAAAUGUACCCUAUGAAGCCAUUAUGGUGGUUCUGUGGAUUACCGCACGGGUUCCUUCUCUUCUUUUAUGAUGAAAUCAGAAAAUAUAUCCUCAGACACCACCCAGGAGGCUGGUUGGAGAAGGAGACAUACUACUGAGCCAACAUGAGACAGACAUGAAGGCAGUGUGUGUUUCAUCACUACUUAAUGUUAUCUUAAGUGUUUGUUAGAGAUGCUAUAGCUCUAAAAACACCACAAAGCAUGGAUAGAUUAAGAAUAUCUUUAUGAAUGUGUGUACCGAAAUAAAAUAUUUCUAAUCUAAAA